AUGCCCACCUUGAACUCAGAACCUUCCCCCAAUAACACCUUCACCAAUCGAUCCGAUAUGUAUGACGAUCUGCCAUACGAAGACGCCCACUAUGGCUUGCCAUCAGAUGGCUACCAGACCUCCAGGAAGGAUCACGCAACGACGCCUCCACGAGCGCCGGCGAGCGAUAGGAUACAUUCGACACGAUCAGAUAAAUACCAUACAGAUGAGCGGACUGCGCGCCAUCGAGAGCGCUCACGAUCUAGGUCGCCCCGGAGAGAUGGACGUGGACGAUACACCGAUCGUGACCGAGAGGGAUAUCGCUCCCCGCGGGGCCAUAGUCGCAGUCGCAGCCGCUCGCCAUAUUUUGGAGGACCACCGAAUCGAAAUGUGAUACUGGAAGGCCUUCCAAUAGAUAUGACACAGGAAGACGUUGGCCGCCCCAUUUCUAUCCUUGCGGAUCUUCACACCACCAUCCAAUCCCAUUUCAUCAUAAGUGUUCAUCGAGCAGAAAGUGGAAUUCUGGCUAAGCAUAGGACUGGCCGCUCUUGGCCGCUCUUUGGGUUAUAG
This is a messenger RNA of Venustampulla echinocandica, 549 nucleotides long. RefSeq lists its product as uncharacterized. Bases 1 to 549 code for a protein of 182 amino acids. The transcript has 2 exons. The record is from RefSeq and is a predicted model, not a curated record. Lineage: Eukaryota; Fungi; Ascomycota; Leotiomycetes; Helotiales; Pleuroascaceae.